CAAACAUACCCUAUAAUCACGUGCCCAAAUUAACUGCAGCGGGGCUACCGUGUCCGGGGUGAAAAAUCAUCCUUGAGGUGAGGACGUUACUUCCAUCAUAUCCACCUCAAUUCAUACAAUACUACCCUAGAAUGCCAGCCACCGUGUACUCCUACGCAGAAUCGCAAGACGUCGCCGACUCCCUUGCAAAAUACAUUUUGGAUAUCCAGACGAGAGCUUUGGCGAUCGCACCCACCUUUAAGAUUGCCAUCUCGGGGGGCUCUUUGGGCAAGGUAUUGAAGAAGGGGUUAAUUGACAAUGAAGCCAUGGCACGGCAGAUACAAUGGGCCAAGUGGGAAGUCUCCUUCAGUGACGAGAGACUCGUGGCGUUGGACCACGAAGACUCUAACUACGGGUUGUUCAACGAAAUGGUACUCUCUGCCUUGAAGGCUAAGAGUAUCACCGCCCCUAAGGUUUACACUAUCGAUGAAUCCUUGUUGAAGGGAGAAAAUGGCCAGGUUUCUGAGGGUACCGAGGCUGCUGACAGCCAGAUCGCUGAGCAGUAUGCGCUGCAGUUGCCAGCCUCCUUUGACUUGGUAUUGUUAGGCUGCGGUCCAGACGGCCAUACCUGCUCCCUCUUCCCAGGCCACGCCUUGUUGAACGAGAGAAGCGUCAAAAUUGCGAAUAUCAGCGACUCUCCAAAGCCACCUCCAAGAAGAAUCACCUUCACCUUCCCAGUGUUGGAAGCUGCCAAGAACAUCGCUUUUGUCGCCGAGGGCGCUGGCAAGGCCGGGAUCUUGGGUGAGAUUUUUGGUGCAAAAGACAGCGGUUUGCCUUCUGAGCAGGUCAACAAAAUCCAGGUUCCAGUUUCGUGGUUUGUGGGCGACUCAGCCGUCGCUGGCGUCCCGGUUCUCACCUCCAAGUACUAAACGGUCUUGGAAAAUAGCUAAAAACCGAGGAAAUAUAGCACUGGUUGUAAGUGGAGUAAAAGACCGAGGUCAAAGAAAUGCGGUCUGUUUGACAAGAACGGAUAACACCAUUAGAAGGGUGAUGUGAAUAUCGAGGAAUUAG
Messenger RNA from Babjeviella inositovora NRRL Y-12698, 1050 nucleotides. It is a transcript of the gene SOL3, whose product is annotated as 6-phosphogluconolactonase. The coding region runs from base 132 to 908 and encodes 258 amino acids. The record is from RefSeq and is a predicted model, not a curated record. Gene Ontology annotation, molecular function: 6-phosphogluconolactonase activity. Gene Ontology annotation, biological process: pentose-phosphate shunt; carbohydrate metabolic process. The transcript has a single exon. Lineage: Eukaryota; Fungi; Ascomycota; Pichiomycetes; Serinales.